GUCUGGCUUCCGGUUAUAGGCUGAAGUUGACACACAAUGAAGAGCUGGGAACAACCUCGCGAAACGCUGCUGUAAAUAAAUAGAACAAUCACUGAAGCCAGAGAAUCAUGGAGAAUCAGUGCACCGUGCAGGUGAAGCUGGAGCUUGGUCACCGAGCCCUCCUCAGGAAGAAGGUGACCUCGGAGGGGUUCACCCACGACUGGAUGGUGUUCGUCCGGGGGCCCGAGACGGGAGACAUCCAGCACUUCGUGGAGAAGGUGGUCUUCAGGCUCCACGAAAGCUUCCCCAAACCCAAGAGAGUUUGCAAGGAGCCACCUUACAAAGUCGAGGAGUCGGGCUACGCCGGGUUCCUCAUGCCUAUCGAGGUCUACUUCAAAAACAAGGAGGAGCCAAAGAAGGUCUGCUUCAACUACGACCUCUUCCUGAACCUGGAGGGCAACCCGCCGGUCAACCACCUGCGCUGCGAGAAGCUCACCUUCAACAACCCCACCCGGGAGUUCAGGAGGAAGCUGGUCAAGGCCGGAGGGGUGAUGGUGGUCCCAGAGGGGGCGGAAGCCGUCUCCAGGCCCAGCCCAGACUACCCCAUCCUCCCCACCAUCCCCCUCUCCGCCUUCUCAGACCCCAAGAAGGCCAAGACCUCCUCCCAUGGAUCCAAGCAGGAGCCCAGUAAGGAGGGCAGCGGAAGCAGCAGCAAAGCCCCCAAGCCCCACAAGCUGACCAAGGAGCACCGCGAGCGGCCCCGCAAGGACUCCGAGAGCAAGGCCACGUCCAAGGGCGACAGCGACCGCGACGGAGGGGGAGGGGGUGGCGGGGGCGGAGGAAGCAGCGGCAGCAGCAAGAGCGCCCGGGAGCCCUCCUCCUCGUCCUCCUCGUCCUCCAAGAAGCCCGCCGACGUCAAGGUCAAGGACGAGGGCAAGGUUGUGCCCAAGGCCGCCUUCAAGGAGCCCAAGCUCACCCUGAAGGAGGGCAUGUCGCCCAAGGGAGGGGGGAGCGGGGGAGGGGGGCCCCCCCCGCCGGAGUCCAAAGCCCCCGGGAAGCGGCCCUCCACGGUGGAGUCCCCCAAGCCCAGCACCAAGAAGCCCAAGAAGGGCAGCUCCGAGGGGCCCAAGGGGGCCCCACCUCGGGUCUCCUCCUCGUCGGUGGCCGCUGCCCCCUAUUCGGAGAAGAAGCCCCGCAAGGAGAAGGGCCGCUGGCCCAAGAACAAGGCCGACUCCCAGGAGCCCAAGGAGCCCAAGAAACCGCCCGAGUCGGACGAGUCGAACUCGGAGGACGAAGCCUCGUCUAAAUCAGAGCAGUCGGCCCCCUCCAGCCCCUCUAAUUCCAGCUCCAGCUCGGACUCCAGCUCGGACUCGGACUUUGAGCCGGGCCAGAAGCAAGGCCAAGGGCCCCUGAGGUCCAUGGUGGAGGACCUGCAGUCGGAGGAGUCGGACGAUGACGACAGCAGCUCGGAGGACGGCACGCCCGUCAAGACAAACCCGCCCAAUCGCGACUCUCGGCUCAGUCUGGACAGUGAGAGCGACAGCAGCGACGGCUCUCACCGGCCCAGUCGAGACCCCGCUACCGCCCCGCCCAAACACAGCUCCUCCAAUAACAAGGUGUCGGGCAGAAAGAGUCCAGACAUCUGUCGCCCGGAGAAGGUGUUGAAGAAGGGAUACGACAAGGUAGGAAGGGCCUACACAGAGGAGCUGGUGGACCUCCACCGCAGGCUGAUGGCUUUGAGAGAGCGCAACGUCCUGCAGCAGAUCGUCAACCUGAUCGAGGAGACGGGCCACUUCAACGUCACCAACACCACCUUCGACUUCGACCUGUUCUCCCUGGACGAGUCGACCGUUCGCAAACUACAGAGCUACCUGGAGGCCACGGCCACGUGACGGCUGGGCGGGGCCGGGCCGGGGGGGCUCCACGGCCCCCCCGACCCCCCGCCACCACCCCCCCCCUCCCCCCACCAGACUGGGCUGGACCAGAGAGCAGCCACACGUGCACAUUCACGCGCUCACACCAGACUGUACUGAACCAGAGAGCUACCGCACGCACGCACACACGCACACACACCAAACCUGACAGGCGAUGUGGAAGAACAGGCGAAACUGAAGAGACACCACACACACACACACACACUCUGACACACCAAAUCAGAGCAGGCGCUGUGGAGGACCAAGCGAAGAGGAGGAAGGGAAGGACUGGAUUAAAGAAAUAGCAAUGCAGAGUGGCAUGAGAGCAGCUGUUCCUUUGCCUGGACUGUACUGUACUCUGCUGUACUGUACUAGACUGGGCUGUACUAGACUGUACUGUACUAGGCUAGACUGUACCACGCUGGGCUGAGAGGACAUGCUUGGGAGCUGGUGUGUCUAGUCUGCCUGGGGAUGUAUUCUAUAUGUUUCUGGUUUUGAGCCUGUCUGUAGAACUGUGGAAUGUGACCGCUCUCCUCCCCCCCCCCCCCCGCUCUCCUCCCCCCUCCCCCCCCCCCCCCCUGCUCC
Osmerus eperlanus (European smelt) is the source of this 2477-nucleotide messenger RNA. RefSeq names its product MLLT1 super elongation complex subunit a (gene mllt1a). Gene Ontology annotation, cellular component: transcription elongation factor complex. Gene Ontology annotation, molecular function: chromatin binding. Lineage: Eukaryota; Metazoa; Chordata; Actinopteri; Osmeriformes; Osmeridae. Gene Ontology annotation, biological process: positive regulation of DNA-templated transcription. Bases 108 to 1871 code for a protein of 587 amino acids. The record is from RefSeq and is a predicted model, not a curated record. The transcript has 12 exons.